CAAAUGGGGGGCCUCGCCGCGCCUGCGUGCUGGCGGCCUUCGCAGCCGGCUUCGCCGCGCAAGGAGUGUGAGGCGCUGGUGCGCGCCUCGGGCCGAGGAGGACUUUGACACCGCGGUGCCGGCGGCGCUGCCGGCCGUAAGGACAGAAACCAUGACGACUUCAGGAAAAGAGAACUUUCGACUGAAGAGCUAUAAAAAUAAGUCUCUGAAUCCAGAUGAAAUGCGUCGCCGACGCGAGGAAGAGGGCCUUCAGCUACGGAAGCAGAAACGAGAGGAACAGUUGUUUAAACGUAGAAAUGUUGCUACAGCUGAUGAAGAAGGAGAGGAGGAAAUUAUGUCAGAUGGUGGGUUCCACGAAACUCAAAUGAAUAACAUGGAAAUGACUUCUAGUGCAGUGAUCACAUCCGAUAUGACUGAGAUGAUUUUCUCCAACAGUCCAGAACAGCAGCUUGCUGCUACUCAAAAAUUCCGAAAACUUCUCUCAAAAGAGCCAAAUCCUCCUAUAGAUGAAGUCAUCAGUACACCAGGAGUGGUGGCCAGAUUUGUGGAGUUCCUGAAACGGAAAGAAAACUGCACAUUGCAGUUUGAGGCUGCUUGGGUACUGACUAACAUCGCCUCUGGAAAUUCCCUUCAGACUCGGAUUGUGAUCCAAGCAGGUGCUGUUCCCAUUUUCAUAGAACUACUCAGCUCAGAAUUCGAAGAUGUACAAGAACAGGCUGUUUGGGCUCUUGGCAAUAUUGCGGGAGACAGUACUAUGUGUAGAGACUAUGUGCUUGACUGCAACAUCUUGCCCCCUCUAUUACAGGUGUCUCCCUGUUUGAGUGUGCUUUCCUGGCUGCUCUUUGUCAAUGACACAGAUGUACUAGCAGAUGCAUGUUGGGCACUGUCAUACCUGUCUGAUGGACCUAAUGAUAAAAUUCAAGCUGUGAUUGAUGCUGGAGUGUGUAGAAGACUUGUGGAGCUGCUGAUUUUAAAAUACUUCCUUGAUUUUACAUUGGCAAAAGUCUAUUUUUACACACAAGUCCUUGUGUUUCAAUGGGUGCUUGUCUUUCAUAUGUCUCUUCAAGCUAAGUGUGCAGGAAAUUUGAGAACUGCCUUCAGUGAAUAUUAUCCCAAAUGAAUCUCUCUCUGUCCCUCAAAACCACAGGUAAUACUGAAUUGUUCAGCCCUGCAGAGUUUACUACACUUGCUAAGCAGUCCUAAAGAAUCAAUUAAAAAAGAAGCAUGUUGGACAAUAUCAAAUAUCACAGCUGGAAACAGAGCGCAGAUUCAGACUGUCAUAGAUGCCAACAUUUUCCCAGCUCUCAUAAAUAUUUUGCAAACUGCUGAGUUUCGAACAAGAAAAGAAGCAGCUUGGGCUAUUACCAAUGCAACAUCUGGUGGCUCUGCUGAGCAGAUCAAAUAUUUGGUAGAACUUGGCUGUAUCAAACCACUCUGUGAUCUUCUCACGGUGAUGGACUCGAAGAUUGUGCAAGUAGCACUGAAUGGGCUUGAAAAUAUCCUGAGGCUUGGCGAGCAAGAAGCCAGGCGAAGUGGCACUGGCAUUAAUCCAUACUGUGCGCUCAUUGAGGAAGCCUAUGGCUUGGAUAAGAUUGAGUUCCUGCAGAGCCAUGAGAACCAAGAAAUCUACCAGAAGGCCUUUGAUCUGAUUGAGCACUACUUUGGGACAGAGGAAGAGGACAGCAGCAUUGCCCCACAAGUGGAUCUUGGCCAACAGCAGUAUAUCUUCCAGCAGUGUGAGGCUCCCAUGGAAGGCUUCCAGCUCUGAGGUGCCCUUUGGUGUGCUGUGUUGCUCUGCCCAGCUAGUAGAGCUGAAUAGUCCUGUUUUCCAUAAAUCUGUGUGAGCUCAUUUGCUUGCUUUUUGCACACAACUUCCUUUAAACAAAACUGGAAAACAUUUGGCUCUUAGUUGUAGGAUGCCACUUUGGUAAGGGCUUCUCAUAACUGCUGUGCCCGUAUCUUCAGAGCUGGGGCAAUUCUGUAAAGAUGUCAAGUUUUCCCUAUGAAAUAUACACUAACAUGGUGUAAUCGUAGAUUCUAAAACAAGGGUGGAGUUGCUGCGUGUGUGUAUUUGUUGGGGUGGGUGGGCAGUGUUCUUGCUGUCUGCAGAGGCUUGGACAGAACUCUUUCAUCUUGUAUUCUCCUUUGGAUGCUGCCUCAUUCAAUGGAUUUAAGAGAAAUAUUUAAUGCUCACACAGAAUUUGAGUAGUGAUGGUUUUAUGUGGCUCCUAUUGAUGUACAUAUACACAUACAAUAUGUGCAGAUACAGGGAUUAGCUCUCUGCUUCCUGCACUCAUAGCCACCAGUGAAUAAGCUUCUUUGGAUUCUAGGAACACUGAACAAUUGAGACAAACUGACUUCUGUGCUGCCACUUUGACUGCAUGGGAUUCGGAGUUAUUCUCUUCUGUCUGUCCAAGGAAUGGGGAAUUGCACCAUGGCUCUCUCUACCUUCCCAGUGGCACAGCCAGGGCUCUUGUGAAGAAAACCUAGAUUGUGCCAGGGAUAGAAGAAAUGUGGCUGCUCAUCUAAUAAUGGCAUACAUUGGCUCUUUGUGCUCAAACUGAAUCUUUUUUUCAUAUAUUGAAAUAGGUUUUCAUCAGCAGCUGAGAAACUCCUGCUUAAGGUUUUUGUACACAGCUUGGUCAGUCAAGGCUCGUUGUAUCCCUUUUUGUUGUAAAUCCUUAAUAUGCUCGACAGUUGAUGUGAGGGUGAUAUUGGCUCCCUGGGUUGCGUCUCCUUUUAUGAACUCUAGUUUCUGAACCAAGCCGAAAAGGACAUUUUGGCUUUAGCAGCUUCACUACAAGCCACCCAAAUCUCUCCAUCUAAUGGAAUCAAAUCUUCCUACAUAAGGAUUCCUGCAUUUGACAUUACAAGCACUUCAGUGGUCAAAGUUUCUGCCUAACAUUCUCAACAUGCAUCUCACAUUUAAAGCUUGUCAUAGCUGGUCUCUGGUGAAACAUCAGCACUUCAUCUUCCUACAACAACCCAGUGUGGCAACAGCCCGGUGACAUGUAUCUGCAGAAAGCUCAUUUGCUUAGCAGCAAGAUUGGAUCCAAAUAUGUUUGGAUUGAAGGCACUGGAUGUGAAUGAGAAUUAUUUUACUCUUCCCACACUAAAAUCAGUUUACCUUGACACUAUAGUAUUAAUCUAACAUAUCAGCAGUAUUUUUUUCUGUGUAAACACCUGAUACUGCGGGGGGCUUGCACUCUGUUCCGGGUUAGGUAAAAUUUUCUUUAGUACUAGAUUUUUACCCUUCAGAACAGAAGACAGUUAAUAUUGUGCAGCUGUAAUCAAUUAUGUUGUCAGAAUUGCUUGACAGACCCUCCAUGCUACAAUUAGCAAAUCAUCACCCAGAGAAAAUCUACCCUUUCAGACUAUUGGGAGGUCUAGUCCCAAUUUUCUGUGUGAGUGGUCCUUCCGUUGAACACUUUGCAUUCACACCUAUGCUAUUGGAUGUGUGCCUGUUUCCCCCCCCCCAUUUUUCAACAGCCUCCACCCUACUUUGUUUGUGCUGCUUUAUGCUGAAGAAGCAUCUUAGGUUCCCAUAGUCAACUUCUGUUGGACUUCAGUUGUUCAUAAUUUUAGGGUUUGGAAAUUAAAACUGAAAGAAGGGAAAUGUUACUUGUAAAAAAAAAUAAGUUUCCCAUUUUGGUGGUUCUGCACAGGGGAGAAGUACAAGAGGGCAUCACGUGGACUCAAAGGCAUCACUGUUUGGGCUUAGUGAAGCCCUGUAGCCAAACAGGACUGCAUGAUGACGUGAGACCAUAAUGCUUCCUAAUGAUCUGAGAUUGACUUGGGGAGAAAAGUCCCUGUUUCAAGGAAAAUUUUUAAAAAGGCACCAAAGCUGCAAAUUGGGAGAAAGCAGCAGCUGUUCUGAUAAAAUGAACUGUGUGUAAGAAAGAUAUGCUGGAGGAUAGGAUUCAUUAACAUUAUUGUGGGCAAAAAUGCAGUGCAAAACAAUUUAUAAAUUAGAUGGAUAAUCUUUCAAAGCAACCUCAACAUUGCCUUUAUAUUCCAUGGUUAAUAAUCAUGUUUCCUGAAGGGUGGUAGAAGGAUUAAUAAAUAGCAAUCUUGUUUCAGCUUCCAGAUUGUUUUUUUGUGGCUGGGUUUUUUUAAAGUGUAAAUUACUGAAGCAAUGCCAUUUCUAUAAGAUUUGUUUUAAAUCAUGUACUUUAUUGACUAGCUUUUGCGGGGGGUGGGCGACUACAUAUUUUGUAAGCCAACUUCAGUGAAGUGUGCAUGUGAUACUGAAAUGUCUCGCAUACACAAAUACUGAUAGUGUGUAUAUGUGUGUGCGUACCUAAAGUAUAUAUGCACAUGCACACUUCUCCAGUGUGUGUGCUAAUGUGUAUGUAUAUAUGUAUAUUUACACACAUCCUAUAUCUUUCUCACACUGAAAGUUUUUCUCCCAGGCUAGUGAGAACGUGAUGCAUUGGUGUUCCUGCUAGGAAAUAAUGACAAUUCUCUCUUUAAAGGGGCGAAUUAAAUCAUGAAUACAUUCAAAUAA
Messenger RNA from Pogona vitticeps (central bearded dragon), 4507 nucleotides. NCBI's taxonomy places the organism in Eukaryota, Metazoa, Chordata, Lepidosauria, Squamata, Agamidae. The record is from RefSeq and is a predicted model, not a curated record.